ACACUCACAAUGCAAAGCAUGAUGGGGCCAGGGGCGGACUGACCAUUUGGAAACUCGGGCACUGCCCGAGGGCCCGGGGUCAGUAGGGGGCCCCAUGAGAUGCCUCUGGUACCUUUUUCAUAGGCUUUUUUGAGUUUGGGCAAGGACACAGGGGCCCCAUGAUCCCCUAUUGCCCAGGGGACCCAUGUGUUUUCAGUCCGUCCCUGGGUGGAAGACUUCAGGCUGCACCUGGUGGGAAACUGUUUUGCUGUCUUUCCUGUCUAUGUUGGAGGGGGCCCCAUGAGAUGCUCCUGGUACCUUUUUCAUAGACUUUUUUGAGUUUGGGCAAGGACACAGGGGCACCCAUGAUCCCCUAUUGCCCGGGGGCCCCAU
Staurois parvus is the source of this 372-nucleotide messenger RNA. Lineage: Eukaryota; Metazoa; Chordata; Amphibia; Anura; Ranidae. The record is from the annotation of a GenBank genome assembly.